AUGCGGUUCACCAACUCGGCUGCAGUGGCAGCAUUCCCUCCUUUCGUGGCCCAUCUAGUGAAUGCGGCGCCUUCGAAAGUCGAGAUUGCUACCUUAGGCGGCGCGGCCUUUCGGAUCGAACAGAUGCCCAACCCGGACUUCUACUACGGAUCUCGACGAGGGCCCAUCGCUUUGGCCAGAGCCUAUUCCAAGUUCGGACAACAGAUCCCAGAUAAUCUCCUCUCGCUUAUCGACCAGAUUCUCGAGGAACUUGGGUUGUUGGAUAGGGGUAGUGGUAAGCACAAUGGAGGUAAGGGGAAGAUGCAUGGAGGCAAGGGCAAAGGAAACAGCACAAUGACGCCAGGGGGGGCGGAGGCAAUAAGGGCAACGGCACGAACACCCCUCCCAAAGGUAAGUAGUUCAUGGGUUCAUAUACGCUUGCGUCUCAGUCAAGCUCACAAUCAUCAAGGAGAGGUCGCGGCGAUCCCUGCCGAGUUCGACAGCCAGUAUCUCUGUCCCGUACAGAUUGGCACGCCGCCUCAAACGCUGAACCUGAACUUCGACACCGGAUCGUCGGAUCUCUGGGUUUUCAGCAGCGAGACACCAGUAACUGAGGUGGUAGGACAGACCAUAUACAACAUCAACGCCAGCUCCAGCGCCAAGGCCUUGCAGGGUGCCUCGUGGUCCAUUUCCUACGGGGACGGCAGCUCGUCGCAAGGCAACGUCUACAUGGACACCGUCACCAUUGGCGGCGUGACGGUUGAGAACCAGGCCGUCGAAGCAGCAACCCAGGUCUCGGCAUCCUUUUCCAGAAACGCCAACCAGUCCGGACUGGUUGGUCUCGCCUUUGGGACCAUCAACACCGUGAAACCGGCCAAGCAAAAGACGUUUUUCGAGAACGCCAUGAACAACCUCGCGACGCCGCUUUUCACGGCGAAUCUCAAAAAGGGAGCAGCCGGCAACUACAACUUCGGCUUCCUGGACCCCACGGAGUUCACCGGGGAUAUACACUUCGUCCCCGCCAACACGACCAACGGCUUCUGGCAGUUCACCGCGCAGGGCUUCGCCAUCGGUUCCAACGGCAGCGCGCCGACCUCGGCGCCGCACGAGGCUAUUGCCGACACUGGCACGACGCUGAUGCUCCUGCCCGACGCCAUCGUCUCGGCGUACUACCAGCGCAUCGCCAGCGCCAAGUUCGACUCGACCAACGGCGGCUUCGUGUUCAACUGCAAGGACCAGAUCCCCUCGUUCACGGUCGACCUCGGCACAUACCAGGCCGUCGUCCCCCCCGACUUUAUGAUAUUUGCGCCCGUGGACGGGGAUACGGUCGAGACGUCGACGACGUGCUUUGGCGGGCUGCAGAGCUCCGCGGCGCUGCCUUUUGCGAUUUACGGCGACGUAUUUCUCAAGUCGCAGUAUGUCGUCUUCCACGGCGGCAACAACCAGUUGGGCUUCGCGACGAAGCCUUUGUAA
Molecule: messenger RNA, 1452 nt
Organism: Colletotrichum spaethianum
Lineage: Eukaryota; Fungi; Ascomycota; Sordariomycetes; Glomerellales; Glomerellaceae
Product: aspergillopepsin-1
Exons: 2
Coding region: 1-1452 (483 amino acids)
Biological process (GO): proteolysis
Molecular function (GO): aspartic-type endopeptidase activity
Source: RefSeq, a predicted model, not a curated record